AUGGACCUUGGUGUAAUGUUAUGUAGAGAACGAAGAUUGGAGGCUGACGAACUGUUGCAGCAUCCCUUCAUACGAGACGUGGAUGACAUGAAGCCGGUGAUGGAACUGUUGAGGGAAGCCAAAGCUGACGUCAUCGUCGAGGAAAAGGACGUCGAUGACGACACCGAACUUACUGAUGAUAUGAAGCAUUCAGCUGACAACAUAUCCGAUGAUUCCAUUGACGAUCAACUUACGGGAUUGCUUUAUUUCAAUGUUACCAGCAUUAGCUGCCUUCGUUAUCUGGCAAUUGCUGAAUGCGGAAUUCUAAUAAUGUUGGCGACGACCACAACAGCAACCUACGCAGCAUCAGCGGCAGUUGUUACAUCGUGUAAUGCAAGUGAGACAACUAGCAUAGAAUCGGCAACGUAUCCACUGAGCCACAGUCUCAAAUCAGGAAGUUCUUAUGAUUCAGCCAUACAGUUGAAGUCAGUUUCCUUAUCAUCACUCAACUCGUUGUCAUCGGUAACAUUACCGAACAAAUUGAAGAGUGAUAACAUUAAUGAUGAUGAAAUAGGCAGUACCGACAACUACAUAGACAGACACAGCAGCAACAACAACAACUUGAGCGACAACAGUUUGUACAAUGAUCGUAGUCUCGAUACGCUGAGUAGUAGCAACAACUGCAGCAGCAGUAAUAAUUCACAAUCUUCAGCUGAUAAGUGUGAUGUCUGCUCUACAGCGUCACCAGCAUCAUCAACACCAAUCUCGUUAAUUGCAACACCUACUACUACUGCACAAACAACAUCGACAACUGCAGCGACCGCAUCAACGUCGGCAACUGCAUCAUCGCCACUUAUCUGCAAGGAUGGUGUUGUUAGAAGUGGUUGCAGGAAAGGGAGUUUGGAUCAUUUUGUCGCUAGAGAUGUUGUGGGGAAUGAUUUGUUAUUGAAUAACACACCUGCAGCUACUACAUCAUCACUGUCAGUAACGAGUAUUGUAACGCCUGCCGUAUUAUCGCCAGCAAUAUCUGCAACAGCACUUGCAACAACUAUGACAUCAGCAACGACAAACAACCUUUUGAUUACACCUUUAGAUAACAAAUGCUUCGUAAUGGAAAAUAACAAUUCCUUUUAUUCAUCUGCAGCCAAGCGGUCGUCGUCAUUGUCGCCGCGUUCAGCGGCGUCAGAAAACGCGCACAUUGUCAACAUCAGCGCAAUCAUCAUUGAUGUCAUCGCCAUCACCAACGACAUCAUUCAUAUCUCCAUUAAGUCAUCGAUUUCAGCAACGUUGACAUCAACAUCAACACCGUCACAGACAUCUGUGUCCGAUGCUAGUCAGUUUUUUACUUCAAUCGGUAGUUCAGUUACAACCAGUCCCACUGCCAAUAUAUUAACGGUGAUAAGUUGUUCACCAACGACACCAGCAGGUUCAUCGCUGGCGACAACAUCAACAAAAUCAACGUCACCGUUAUCAGUUGUUGAGAACACCAACGCACUGACCUGUAGAAUUGCGUCAUCCAGACCUAAGAAUGACGACAACAACAACAACAACGACGACGACGACGACGAUGAUGAUAGUUGUGAUUACGAUAUUGUUGACGGUUAUGAUGACGAUGAUUUAAUUCAGUCGGCUCUGGAUUUCUUGGAUCAAAAUAUUAAUUAUCAUUUUGAGAAUGACGUCACGAUGACGACAGUUAACUGCAGCGGCAAAAAUAUUAAUAAUAAUAAUAACUGUAUUUAUGAUGACGAUGUCGAACAGAUGAAAUGCAGUGACGACGGAAAUGACGUUGAUGAUCGUCUAGUUGAGAACAUUGUUGGCAAUGUUAAUAAUGAUGAUAAUAAUAAUAAUAAUAUUAAUGAUGAUGAUGAUGGUGAUGGUGAAGAGGGUGGGUUGAACGAAAUUUCUAGAAAGUUCCUGUUCGAGAUUGUUCACUCAGCUACCAAACAGAAGAAUAUUAAAAAUAAUAAUAAAAAUAACCAUAUGAAUAAAAGCUUCAGUAAAUACUCCGACGAUGAGAAUGACGAUAUAAAUGAUGAAGAUGACGUCUUCGUGGAUAAUUCAACAAAGACAAACAACUUAUACAACGACAGCUACAAUGACGACGACGACGACGAUGAUGACGUUGACAUGAUCACUGCCCCACCGUCGUCAUCAUCGACCGCCGUCAAGCCCCACAUCAACGGUGACGUCAUUUUAAAAAUGAACUUAACUAAAAACAGUAGAAACAAAUUGUUAAAUAUGGCUAGAAGUGAUGCUAGUGGUAAUUGCGAUGAAGCUAACCACCACUACCACAAUCACCAUCACCAUCAGAUGAGUGAAAAAUUUAAAUUCAAUCAUCUGAAUGCACAUGACGCUUUUCACCCAAAGAUUGUGAAAGAAAAUGAUGGUGAUGAGGAAGAUGAUGAUGAUGAUGAUGGGAGGAGGAGGCACAUUCCUGGUAACGAUAAUUGCAUCAGUCAUAAUUAUAAUUACCAAGCUCAUAAUAAUAUUAAUAAUAUCAACAAUAACAAUGUAAAUAAAAAUAAAGGCAAUAAUAAUAAUAAUAAUAAUAAUAGUUUCGAAAAUAAAUUUCUAAAAAGUCAUUAUUGCAAUGAUGGUGAUGAAUUGCUUGACAAUUAUAAAGGGGAUGAUAAUAACAAUAUUAUCAGCAUCAACAACAACAUUAAUAACAACAACAACAGCAACAAUAAUGAUAAUAAUAACUCAAGCCAUAAUGCCUGCGUGGUUAAUAAUGUUAAAAAGCCUGAGGUAUGUUUAUUGAUAAGUCCGAGCAUUGCUCCAUAUAGAUAG
Helobdella robusta is the source of this 2769-nucleotide messenger RNA. RefSeq lists its product as hypothetical. The record is from RefSeq and is a predicted model, not a curated record. Bases 1 to 2769 code for a protein of 922 amino acids. The transcript is spliced from 8 exons. NCBI's taxonomy places the organism in Eukaryota, Metazoa, Annelida, Clitellata, Rhynchobdellida, Glossiphoniidae.